AUGGCCCCCUCAGCAAUAACCCAACUCGAAUCCGCCACAAUCCCCAUCCAAACCAAGCCCCUCUCAGAAAUCAAAGCCAGUACCUCCGAGAAAAAGAAAACAGCCCUCGAAAUGAUCUCCCAAGGAACCUGCCUCCCCGGCAUCCCCCAGCACCCCUCCUUCGCCUCCCACCGCCAAUGGACACUCGAACACAUGGCCCUCGCCUUCCGCGUCUUCGCCCGCAAAGACUACUGCGAAGGCAUGGCGGGCCACAUUUCCGUCCGGGACCCCGAGAAUCCUCACACCUUCUGGACGAACCCGCUUGGCCGGCAUUUCGGGCUGCUGAAAGCUAGUGAUAUGAUUCUGGUUGAUUACGAUGGGAAGGCGAUUGGGGGGAAUAUGAGCAGACCUGCAAACGCGGCGGGGUUCUUGAUUCAUAGUGCGGUGCAUAAGGCGCGGCCGGAUGUGACGGCGGCGUGCCAUACGCAUUCGCCGGCGGGGAAGGCGUGGAGUGCGUUUGCGAGGCCGUUGGAGAUGUUGAAUCAGGAUGUUACGUAUUUUUAUGGGGAGGCGCAGGCGGUUUAUAAGGAUUUUGGCGGCGUAGUAUUCACAGAAGAAGAAGGACAACGCCUCGCUGCCGCCCUCGGUCCAAAGGGCAAGGGCAUGAUCCUGAGGAACCACGGCUUGUUGACCGUUGGGCAGACGGUCGAUGAGGCGGCGUAUUUGUACACACUCAUGGAGCGGAGCUGUGAGGUGCAACUGCAGGUUGAGGCGGCGGCGGCGAAUGGGAUUCCGAAGGUCUAUGCGCCGGAUGAGUCGGCGAGGUAUACCUUUGAGAUGGCGAGUGAUCCAGAGGCGCUGUACUGUGAGUUCCAACCGGAUCUGGAGUAUGAGGAGGAGAUGUGUGGAGGGGCGCAUAAGUUGUGA
Molecule: messenger RNA, 906 nt
Organism: Fulvia fulva
Lineage: Eukaryota; Fungi; Ascomycota; Dothideomycetes; Mycosphaerellales; Mycosphaerellaceae
Exons: 2
Coding region: 1-906 (301 amino acids)
Cellular component (GO): cytoskeleton
Molecular function (GO): actin filament binding
Source: RefSeq, a predicted model, not a curated record